AUGGCCAAAUAUUUCAAGACACUCUGUAAUCCCGUAACCUUUCCUUACAAGCAUGUUCUAAUAACAGGGUGUGGAACAGGGCUUGGAAAGGCUUUGGUAUCUGAAAUAUAUAUGAAAGGUGCUUACAUAACUAUGAUAGGCAGAGAUAAAGACAAAUUAGUUAAUGUGGCACAAUCAGUCGACAUGUAUGGACCAAUAGAAAUGCUAGUCAAUUGUGCUGCAAUUAGCAAGCCAGCAAUGAUUUUAUUUAGUAGUUUCGAUUAGUAUAAUCAUCAUAUGAAUUUGAACUAUCUAGGUGCCUUAAAAUUCAUCUUGCCCAUUGCUAAAAGAAUGUAACAAAGAAAAGCACAAGGUAGACUUGUUUUAAUUGGAGAUACUUUAGCUUCUCACUAUGCUAUUCCUGGUAUGGCGCCUUAUGCAUGUAGUAAGUCUGCUAUUGAGUAAUUAGCUUUUUAACUCAAAGCAGAAUUAGAACCACAUGAUAUUAAAGUUCAUUACUUCCUACCUCCUGCUAUGGAAACAUCUCUACUUGAAGAACAAAAGAAAAUGUACCCUUUGGUUACUCGAUGCUUAAUGAAGAACCAAAGAAUUUAUAAUUAAUGGAACAUGGACUGCUGA
Messenger RNA from Stylonychia lemnae, 618 nucleotides. NCBI's taxonomy places the organism in Eukaryota, Ciliophora, Spirotrichea, Sporadotrichida, Oxytrichidae. The record is from the annotation of a GenBank genome assembly.